Messenger RNA from Pocillopora verrucosa, 2940 nucleotides. NCBI's taxonomy places the organism in Eukaryota, Metazoa, Cnidaria, Anthozoa, Scleractinia, Pocilloporidae. The record is from RefSeq and is a predicted model, not a curated record.
AUGACAGAUGCAGCAAAGAUCAACUACACCUCUGGUAAUCAGACCCUGAAUGAAAGUGACACAUUAAAUGCAAAGUGUGUGGCUGAUGGUAACCCAACACCAAAUAUCACCUGGACAAGAGUUUCUGACAACAAAACGGUGUCCUUCCCUCUCAUCAUCAGUGGUAAACAAGAUGAAGGAGGCUACAAGUGCACUGCCAGUAAUGGUGUUGGAAGCCCUGAUAGCAGGAUUUUCAAUGUUUUUGUGCAGAACUACCAUCCAGUAAACACCAUUGUGACAACUAAUCUGACUAACAACACUGUUCUUGUGAAUGAAACGUUCAGUAUCACCUGCAGUGCACAAGCCAACCCACCUGCAAAAUAUCAAUUUUACAAAGGUGAUGAGUAUAUCAAUGGUGCCUACAACGAUGCAGUAAUUAUAGCUUCAAUUACUGAAACAGUAAAGAUGGUGAACUACAGCUGCAUUCCCGUCAAUUUUCAUGGUAAUGGAACACAAAGAACACUAGCAGUGACAGUACACUAUGCUCCUACUGGCACAAAACUAAUUUCAGUUCCCAGGAACGUCACAGUGCUUCGCAAAAGUCUCCUUAGCUUGAUUUGCAAAACUGAUGGUAGUCCGGAAGUUGAAUUUUGUUUGUAUUUCAACGGUCGCCUCAUCAAGACCAGCGAAUCAGGAAGAUUUCAUGUUUCAGUGACGUCUGAUGGUUCCUACACGUGUGUUCCUACAAACAGAGUUGGCGCGGGAAAGAAUGCUAGUGUCAGUGUCACAGCCGUUGAUGCUCCAAACGUCACAGUUUCACCAGAAGUAAAAACCGUCGUCGAAGGGAGCAACUUGAAUUUGACAUGUGCUGCGUCUGGCCAACCAAAACCCAGCAUAAAAUGGACUAAGGUUGGCAGUUCUGACUUUCUAUCUAAUGCAUCGCUGCUCACUGUUGUGAAUGUAACCAGACCUAGGACAGCAAACAGCAGAAUCCAGUAUCAGUGCAUAGCUAGUAAUGGAGUGGGGACACCUGCUACAGCUACAGCCAGUAUCGUAGUGAACUAUCCAGCGAUGAUCACAAACCCUGGAAAUCAAACAUUUAGUAAGAAACCUGGAGAAGAGGUUAGCUUUUCUUGUUAUAAAGACGGUUACCCAACACCAACAGUUACCUGGACAAAGGACGAUGUCGUCAUGAAUUGGAAGUCUGAAGAUAACCCCAGUAAAGUGAUUUUUCAAGUAAAAGAGUCCAGCCCUGGUUGGUAUCGCUGCAAAGUCGAAAAUGAAUUGAACAUGGUUUUCAAAUGGUUUCACCUCAUUGUAUCUGACGAUAAAUUCAACAUAAAGUUAACCGUCACGAACAGAGAUUGCAGCGGUAAUCUUCAAGAAACCCUUCAGCAACUGCAGUCUAAAGUAGGUGAAGUUCUUAAAUUACAGUUUCCGUCUUUGGAAGCGGUAGAAGCUACAAAGUACAAGUGCGGCAGUAUAACUGUCUAUCUCUCAUUGGAAUUCAAUCAAAAUGAAGAGAUAAGCAAAGUUCUGUCAGUUCUAAGCAAGGCUGUUACACCUGGAGGCAAAGGUAUUGGAGACUUUGCAGUUGACCCGGGAUCAAUCCAAGCGAUAUCUGAUGAUGAGAUACCUUCUGAUGCACCAUCUAGCACCACAAAAACAACCAUUACCUCAGAAGACCCAAAAGAGAUGAACAUUUGUGAAUGUUCUUGCAAACACGUGUUACUUGGAUCCAUCAUCGGAGUUCUUCUUCUAUUCAAUCUCAUUCUCGUUAUCCAUGUGGUUUGGAUCCACAAAAAAGACACUGCGGGAAAGCGAAGACGAAAUGAAGACAGCAGAGAGGCAUAUUAUAACGAAAUGGCGAUGAAGGAUCAGGAGGGCGACCGCUCAGAUGCAAGACAUUUUAUCCAGUCUCGCGCCGAAUACAUGGAUCUCAAAGAAAUAAGUGCCGAACGCAAUACUAAGGAACAAAGCACUCAUCAAAUGGCUGAUUACGCGCCUCUCCAUCCAUCAACACGCUCUUGGGAGGUGCCAAGGGAUCACGUGUCUGUAGAAAAAAUCAUUGGUAAAGGUGCUUUUGGUCAGGUUGCUAAGGGAACAGCUGAGCAACUUCGUGGGAGGCCUGGGACAACUACAGUGGCUAUUAAAAUGCUCAAAAGUAACGCUGCAGAAUCUGACAAGAGAGAUUUGAUGGCGGAACUUGACACAAUGAAGCAGCUAAAACCACAUCCUCACGUCAUCAAACUUUUGGGAUGUGUUACGGAAUCUGAGCCACUGCUGGUGUUGAUAGAAUAUGUUCCUUUUGGAGACCUGCUGGGUUACCUGAGAAAGAGCCGUGGAUUAAAUGACACUUACUAUAAAGACCCGGAUAUCAAACCACAAACAAACUUGAGAUCACAGCAGCUGAUGAAGUUCGCAUGGCAAAUCGCUGAUGGCAUGAGUUACUUGUCGUCAAAAUCCAUCAUCCACCGAGACCUCGCAGCUCGUAACGUGUUGGUCGGAGAAAGUGAAACUUGUAAAGUAACAGAUUUCGGAAUGGCUAGAAAUGUGCAAGAGGAAACUAUCUACGAGAGAAAGACAAAGGGCCGCCUUCCAGUAAAGUGGACAGCUUAUGAGGCGCUGUUGUAUGGAAAAUAUACAACCAAAAGUGAUGUAUGGAGCUAUGGAGUUGUCCUUUAUGAGAUUUUUACAAUAGGUGGUUCACCGUAUCCGCGGAUGGAUGGCAGGAAGAUUGCCAACUUACUUCAGCAGGGAUACAGAAUGCCUCAGCCACCACAUGUGGAUGAUAAGUUGUACGACAUAAUGUUGAGAUGUUGGCAAGAUGACCCGGGUACAAGACCAACCUUCUUUGAUCUAAGAAACCAGCUCAAAGCCAUGGAAACAUUGCACAAGAGGCUGAUCAAUAUGAAAAUCUACGACAAGCAGUUGUACGCAAACGUUGAGGAUUUGGCAUAG